CUUCUCAGCAACCUCCAUCCAUACCACGCCUGAGCAAACCCACACACAUGCGACGCUGAAGCCAUGUCGCUCGUUCCGGCACGCAACGGUGCCAAUGCGCCACCCACUCGUGCCGCCCAGCUGACUCAGGACAUCUUCAAAACGUCCACCAAGGGCAAGGUCCCAACCGGCUAUGCCCAAGAGAUUGCCAUUUCCGAGCAGUCUUUUCGCUCCCUACAUCGCGAUGUGCAAUCUCAGCAGGCCGCGGGAAAGAAGCGCAAGCGAGAGGGCAAGGGUGACAGUGGGGUGACGUACGGAGCAAAUGCGUACAAAGGCCCAUGGGCUCGAUACGAAGAGCAAAGGAUCGACAGCGACAGUGGGGAAGAGGUGGAAAUGAGCGGCGACGAGAGUGGCGAUGAAGUGGUCGUCUACGAAGAAGACGAGAUUGCCCCCGUCCCCGAGAAGGGCGGCCUGAAGGGCACGGGCUAUGCAGAUAUCAGCGCGGACAAAGAGACGAGCACGUUCGAGGGCAGCCAAGAGUUCGACUAUCAAGGCCGCACAUACAUGCACGUACCGCAGGAUCUGGACGUCGAUCUCACCUCUGAAUUCGAAAACCUCAACCUGCGAUGCUACCACCCAAAGAAGUUGAUCCACACCUUCCGCCAGGCCUCGUCAAAGGCUCCGGGCGGUAGCAAGGAUGCUCACGAGAAGGCCAUUACCGCGCUCAAGUUCUUUCCAUCCAGCGGCCAUCUUCUACUAUCCGCGGCCGCAGACGGCAAGGUCAAGCUCUGGGACGUGUAUCACAACCGCGAGCUGCUCCGCUCCUUCUCCGGCCACACAAAAAGCGUGGUGGACAUUGACUUCACCCCGGAUGGGACCAAAUUCAUCUCGGCGUCAUACGACCGUCAAAUGAAGGUCUGGGAUACCGAGACUGGCAAAUGUCUAGGCCGAUACAGUACAGGAAGUACGCCGCACGUGGUGCGCUGGCAGCCGGAGCAGCGUGCGGGACAAGAGUUCUUAGCGGGCAUGCAUGACAACAAGAUCGUACAAUUCGACACUCGCAUAUCAUCCGACAAAGAUGCAGCUGGGGACAAGAGGAAUCCCGUACAGGAGUACGACCACCAUCUUGGUCCGGUGAAUUCCAUCACCUUCUGCGACGAAAACAGGCGCUUCAUCACCACCUCCGAUGACAAGAGUCUGCGGGCUUGGGAAUACAACAUUCCCGUUCCAAUCAAGCUGAUCUCGGACCCGAGCAUGUUUGCGUUGACGUCCUCCGCCACGCACCCCACCAAGCCAUGUGUGCUGCUGCAAAGCUCGGACAACACGAUUCAAGUGUACAACACGGGCGAGAAGAUCAAGCAGAACCGCAAGAAGGACUUUCGAGGGCACAACAAUGCUGGGUAUGCGAUCGAUGUGGACGUCAGUCCAGAUGGAGGCAUCGUGUGCAGUGGUGACUCGGCUGGGUGGGUGUGUUUCUGGGAUUGGAAGACGUGCAAGAUGUGGCACAAGAUUCGUGCAAGUGAGGAAGGCAAGGCGGUGGUUGGGGUGGCAUGGCAUCCCAGAGAGUCGAGCAAAGUCGUGACGGGCGAUGUGGGAGGUGUGGUCAAGUACUGGGAUUGAUGCGAUUCGUUCACUCGAUCUUAGUCUUGCCCAACAACUUGCCAUCCUCUUCGGUGAACAGCCGCCAAAUGCUCCUGGAUUCUUGAUCCUUGCACAAGUCGCUUUCCACCGCGCGAGCCCAUACGUCGUCCAUUACAGGACCGAAAACGGACUUGGCGCCGACCUCUUCCAUCAAUUUGGUCAUUUGACGGGUCACGCCUUGGGCGAGCUCGGUCUUGAAGCCGCCUUUGAAAUCUCGAGAGGCCGAGGAGUUGGGCAAGACGCCUUUGACCGGAUUCAUGUGAAGGCUAUUCCAACACUGACCGCUCGACGCAUUGAUCACAUCAUUUAGAACCUUGGGGUCCAGUCCAAACUUGAGACCCGUGUUCAUCCCUGGGUCUCAGUCAGCCAACGAGUGCAACGCCAGAGCUCAUCAUCCCACCUUCACACAGCGCGACAUAGCU
Neohortaea acidophila is the source of this 2042-nucleotide messenger RNA. RefSeq names its product WD40-repeat-containing domain protein. Gene Ontology annotation, molecular function: protein binding; mRNA binding. Gene Ontology annotation, cellular component: catalytic step 2 spliceosome. Bases 64 to 1599 code for a protein of 511 amino acids. The record is from RefSeq and is a predicted model, not a curated record. The transcript is spliced from 2 exons. Gene Ontology annotation, biological process: mRNA splicing, via spliceosome. Lineage: Eukaryota; Fungi; Ascomycota; Dothideomycetes; Mycosphaerellales; Teratosphaeriaceae.